AUGACCAUGGCCGGCUACGACGACAGGGCCAAAGCCGUUCACCUGGGGUUCUUUGGGGCCGCCGUCUCAGACUCUCUCGGACCGUAUCCUUCGGUUAGAACGCCUCGUUGGGAGAGCUUCAUGACGGACGACCACACCCCCGUUGAACUCAGCUGGGCCUGGUCUGACGAGCAGAGCACACCCACGGUCCGUUACUCGGUUGAGCCCAUCGGAUGGACUGCAGAUUCUGCCAACGAACAAGCUGCUGCUUCACUGUUGAAUAGAACCAGAUCGUAUGCUCAAGGUCUCGAUCUGUCUUGGUACAGACACUUUCUGCGAAACGAAGCUGUUUCUUCCUCGCAGACCUUCUCUGCCUUUGACCUCGAGGACGACGGGAGCACCACGGUCAAGUCUUACUUCAUACCCACCGUGAAGCCCUCCUCUCUGGGCAUAUCGAAUUUGGACCUGGUUGAGCAGGCUAUACAAACCCUGCAACCACUAGGCCCAGAAUGUUCCUCGACAACACUCAUGGGCCAAUUCAGCUUGCUCAAAGACUUCAUCCUCUGCCAUACCCCCAUGCAGCAGCCGGUGGUAGAGAUUGUCGCAAUCGACUGUGUUAACCCGGCCGACUCCCGCGUCAAGAUCUACAUCCGGUCCAAGAACACGACCUUUAGCAGCAUGAUCAACGUCAUGAGCUUAGGCGGACGACUCCCCUUCCUCACCGAUACCGUCAUGUAUUCGCUCAAGGAACUCUGGGUUGCAGUCUUUGGUUCCGGCGCAGAAGACGACGUGGGUGCCUUGUCGAGGCCGCUGCCCACGAUAGAUCAUCGCACCAGCGGCAUCCUCUACUACCUAGAGCUGAAACCUGGUGCUCCGCUCCCCAAGCCCAAGGUCUAUCUGCCUGUUCGACAUUACGCUCGGGACGACGAGCAGAUUGCGCGUGGUCUGUCGGGCUUCUUGGAAAGGAGAGGCAAGUUCUUGGCAAAUGGUGUGACGUAUCACGAAGGAGUAAAGAGUCUGUGGUGA
Messenger RNA from Colletotrichum chrysophilum, 1005 nucleotides. RefSeq lists its product as uncharacterized. The transcript is spliced from 2 exons. NCBI's taxonomy places the organism in Eukaryota, Fungi, Ascomycota, Sordariomycetes, Glomerellales, Glomerellaceae. The record is from RefSeq and is a predicted model, not a curated record. The coding region runs from base 1 to 1005 and encodes 334 amino acids. Gene Ontology annotation, biological process: alkaloid metabolic process. Gene Ontology annotation, molecular function: transferase activity, transferring alkyl or aryl (other than methyl) groups.